CAUGACAUGGAUUUUGGCCUUUUUGAACUUGAUGGGGAAGGAGACUGCCUCACACUUAUUCAGCCCAAACAAGAAGCCACAGCUGCCCCAACCUGCUGUCAACUCAACACCAACCCAGAUGCAAAAGAGGAAGUCAGAACCACAGAUGGCACAGUCCCAGAAUCAAGCAGCAGUGACAUAACAGUAGCAGACUUAGUUGGAAUGGAAUGCGAGUCUUUGGACUCUUUGGAUGAUCUCUGGAACCUGAAAGAUUUCUCCAAGGAGUUCAAAGACCUAAAUGCGGAACCUGAAAUGUUAGGGUGUGAAAUGUGGGAGGAGACCUUCACAGAAGUAUUGUUCCCAUCACUUUUGGUUGUCUGAGCAUGUUGUGUUAAGUCAGACUGUUGAGGAGUAGAUAGGACAAAUGUAAUCUGCACCCACUGUCAAUAGAUAAUGAGCACUACAUUAUUCCAAUAAGCAGCUCAAUAACUAGCUGCUGUUUAGGAAAGGAGUCAAGAGAAAGAAUGUGCUGGCUCAGUAGGGUGGCCAAAAGCAAGGCCACUCAGCACCAUGCUUAGUGCAGGUGAAUGUGAACGACAACUUAUGUUGUGAGAUGGUCAGUAAUCAUCAGACCAUCAAAGACCAUCCAGUUAUAGAAAGAGCUACAGAAUUCCUCUAAAACACCUUUCAACUCCUAUUACAAGGACUAGUGGGUUUUUCUUAAGAGAAGAAAUAUUUCCUUUGUAUUUACACUCACUAGUUAGAACAUUUUUGUAGUUAUCCAAGAUGUUCAAUUAAUUACAAGAGUGGUCUUACAGUUGUAGGCAAAAUAAUUUGUUAUGACCUCUGUUAUGAAUAGAUUUUGUAUAUAAAAUAAGAACACAAUUCUGUGAAGGU
Messenger RNA from Pocillopora meandrina, 876 nucleotides. The record is from the annotation of a GenBank genome assembly. NCBI's taxonomy places the organism in Eukaryota, Metazoa, Cnidaria, Anthozoa, Scleractinia, Pocilloporidae.